CAAAGGGAGAAAAACAGCAGGAAGCAGCUCAGAUACUUGAACAACAGAAGGAACCAAAUCAGAGACGCACAAAACAGAGAGAAUCAGGCUCAGAGCAAGGGGAAGUGGGCAGAUAUUCCACAAGGACUGGUGUCGGGCAUUGAGCCAGCCAGAUUUGAGAAGCAGGCAACGAGAUGCUGGGGAGCAGAGCUGUGACGCUGCUGUUGCUGCUGCCUUGGAUUGCCCAGGGCCGGUCUGUGCCUGGGGGCAGCAGCCCUGCCUGGGCUCGGUGCCAGCAGCUCUCUCAGAAGCUCUGCACCCUAGCCUGGAGUGCACAUUCACCAAUGGGACCUAUGGUGGAUCUACCAAGAGAAGAGGGAGAUGACAAGAUUACAAAUGAUGUCCCUCACAUCCAGUGCGGGGAUGCCUGUGAUCCCCAAGGACUCAGGCAGAACAGUCAGUUCUGCUUGCAAAGGAUCCACCAGGGCCUGAUUUUUUAUGAGAAGCUGCUGGGCUCAGAUGUUUUCACAGGGGAGCCUUUACUUCCUGAAGGUCCUGUGGGCCAGCUUCAUGCCUCCCUCCUGGGCCUCAGCCAGCUCCUACAGCCCGAGGGUCACCAUUGGGAGGCUCAGCAGACUGCAAGCCUGAGCCCCAGCCAACCGUGGCAGCGCCUCCUUCUCCGCCUCAAGAUCCUUCGCAGUCUUCAGGCCUUUGUGGCUGUCGUUGCCCGGGUCUUUGCCCAUGGAGCAGCAACUCUGAGCCCCUGAAGCCAACAGAUUAAGGAUGCCAUCCAGAUCUCCAUGGCUUAGCGAUGUCAAGAUGAAUCUCUCACUUCAUGCAGCCGUGAGCCAACAGGUUAAUUAGCCCAUUCUUUGGAAUGGGACUUGCAUAUAUUGAAAAAUUACCAGUACUGACUUACUUGUGAUACUGACCUAUGAUGAGGUUGGGUAUUUAUUAAAUGGGAAAGGAAUAUUUGGGAUUAUUUAUGCUCAUGGGAAGAGUUUCUAGAGGAGGAUUAUUUAUUAUAUUUAUACUAAAUUAUGUGCUUUCUCUCAAUAAAGUUAUUUAU
This is a messenger RNA of Choloepus didactylus (southern two-toed sloth), 1048 nucleotides long. It is a transcript of the gene IL23A, whose product is annotated as interleukin 23 subunit alpha. Gene Ontology annotation, biological process: positive regulation of T cell proliferation; positive regulation of T-helper 17 cell lineage commitment; immune response. Bases 174 to 746 code for a protein of 190 amino acids. Gene Ontology annotation, cellular component: interleukin-23 complex; extracellular region. Gene Ontology annotation, molecular function: cytokine activity. The transcript has 4 exons. Lineage: Eukaryota; Metazoa; Chordata; Mammalia; Pilosa; Megalonychidae. The record is from RefSeq and is a predicted model, not a curated record.